GUGUGUGAUGAUAACAGCUACAACCAUGUCAAUGAAGAAUCCAAUUGGUUUAAGAGUGAUGAUGUUUAUGAUGUGCGUGGUGUCGCAGGUUGUUAAUGGAGAACAGCCAAUGAGAUGCCUUCCAAAGGAGAGGGAAGCACUCCUCCAAUUCAAGGCUGCCAUUGUCGAUCCCUAUGGCAUGCUAUCAUCUUGGACCUCACCUCACUGCUGCCAAUGGGAGGGGAUUCGCUGCAGCAACCUCACCUCCCAUAUUUCAAUCCUCGACCUUCACGGAGAAUAUCCAUAUGACUCUGGACCUUAUCUGAGCGGAGAGAUCCACAAGUCGUUGAUGGAGUUGCCACAAUUACAGUAUUUGAACCUCAGUUCUAAUUAUUUUCAAGACACUCACAUCCCAGAGUUUCUUGUCUCUCUAAGAAACUUGAAAUACCUUGAUUUGUCUCAUUGUGAUUUUGGCGGAAGAAUUCCAAGUCAGUUAGGUUCUCUUUCUCAUUUGAAAUACUUAAAUCUUGCUUUGAAUUAUUUAGAGGGUUCAAUCCCUCAUCAGCUUGGAAAUCUCUCCCAAUUGCAGCAUCUUGAUCUCAGAGGCAAUCUUUUAGAAGGAAAUAUAGCACCUCAACUUGGAAAUCUCUCCCAAUUGCAUGAGCUCUAUCUUGGAGGAUAUUACCGUUAUCUCAAUAUCAGCGACGGAGGUCAGUGGCUCUCAAAUCUCAUUUCUUUAGCCCAUCUUUCUUUGGACUCUGUAUCAAAUCUUAAUACUUCUCAUACUUGGUUGCAAGUGAUUGCGAAGCUACCCAAACUAAGAGAACUAAGUUUAGUUGAUUGUAGCCUUUCCGAUCAUUUCAUUCUCUCAUCCAAACAUUCUAAGUUCAAUUUCUCUACUUCCCUCUCUGUCCUUGAUCUUUCUGGGAACACCUUUACAUCACCAAUGGUAUUCCGGUGGGUCUCAAACAUCACUUCCAACCUUGUUCAUCUUGACCUUAGUGAUAACAAUUUGAUUGAAGACCUUCCCUCCAUUCUCGGUAAUUUAUCCAGUGGAUGCGUUAGACACUCAUUGCAAGAAUUAGAUCUCAGAGGUAAUUACAUCAUUGGCACUUUUCCUGACAUUUCAGUAUUCUCUUCUUUGAAAACGUUGCUUCUUAAUGGAAAUAAGUUAAGUGGAAUAAUACCUGAAUGUGUGAAGUUACCAUCUCCUUUGGAGAGUUUGUCAGUUCGGUCAAAUUCAUUACAAGGUGGAAUUCCAAAAUCAUUUGGCAAUGCAUGUUCUUUGUUGUCAUUGGACAUCUCUAGUAAUGGCUUGAGUGAUGAUCUUCCGAUGAUAAUUUCUCACUUGUCUGGAUGUGCUAGAUAUUCAUUGCAAGUAUUAAGACUAAACAUGAAUCAAAUCAGUGGCACACUACCUGACUUUUCAACAUUCAUAUCUUUAAAAAUAUUAUAUCUUGGCAACAAUCAGCUAAAUGGAGAGAUUCCUAUGGACAUUCAAUUUCCACCUAAAUUGGAGGAGCUCUACAUCUCUUCAAAUUCUUUAAAAGGUUUGCUGACUGACUACCACUUUUCUAAUAUGUCUAAGUUAGAGUACUUGGAUUUAUCUGAUAACUCAUUGGGCUUGGCAUUCACUCAAAACUGGAUUCCACCUUUUCAAUUGCUAUUUAUACACUUGAGAUCUUGCCAGCUAGGUCCAACAUUUCCCAUGUGGUUGCAGACACAAAAUAAAUUUGUCACUAUUGACAUUUCGAAUGCUACAAUAUCAGGUAUUAUUCCUGAAUGGUUUUGGGCUAAAUUACCUCUACAAAAAGUGUUCUAUCCUUUAUUUCUAAGGAAUUAUGCAAUUCUUGAUCUAUCGAAAAAUAAAUUUUCAAAUACUCUUUCAUUUUUGUGUGGAGAUGAUGCAAUUUCAAUUCAAACUCAUUUAGACAUUUCAUAUAAUCAGUUAUCCGGAAAUAUCCCAGAUUGUUGGAAACAAAUUAACUCACUAGUUUAUUUAGAUUUAAGCCACAAUAACUUUUCCGGAAAAAUUCCAACUUCAAUGGGAUGGCUUCUUGAUCUUGAAGCAUUAUUGUUGAGAAACAACAAUUUAGUAGAAGGAAUCCCUUUCUCCAUAAAAAAUUGCACAUGGCUAAUAAUGCUUGAUUUGUCAGAAAACAAAUUGUCAGGAUCUAUCCCUGAUUGGAUUGGGACAAAAGAAGUAUUGAAAAUAUUAAGUUUGGGAAAAAAUCAAUUCUUUGGGAGUUUACCAAUCACGGUUUGUUGUUUAAGAAGCAUCCAGGUCUUAGAUCUCUCAUUGAACAAUUUAUCUGGAAAAAUUCCUAAAUGCAUAAACAACCUUAUUUCAAUGGCCGCCGAAACAGAAUAUUAUUCUGUGUCUCAUUCAUAUGAUUUGGAAGCAUGGUUGACAUGGAAAGGUUCAAAACAAAUUUUUAUGGAUGAAAGUCUGGAACUUCUAAAAAACAUUGAUCUCUCAAGCAAUCAUUUUUCAGAAGAAAUUCCUGUAGAAAUAGAGAAAUUAUCUGGUCUGAUUUCAUUGAACUUAUCAAGAAACAAUUUGAUUGGAAAAAUUCCUUCAAGCAUUGGAAACUUAACAUCACUUGAGACUCUUGAUUUGUCAAGAAACCAAUUGGUUGGUUCAAUUCCUUCAAGUCUUGCUCAAAUUUAUUUUCUUAGUGUGUUAGAUUUAUCUUAUAAUCAUCUAAGUGGAGAAAUUCCAACAAGCACACAAUUACAGAGUUUUAAUACAUCCAGCUAUGAAGAUAAUCUUGGUCUCUGUGGACCGCCACUUGAGAAGUUUUCUGGAUAG
Vigna radiata var. radiata (mung bean) is the source of this 2791-nucleotide messenger RNA. Its product is annotated as receptor-like protein 12. Gene Ontology annotation, molecular function: protein binding. The transcript has 3 exons. NCBI's taxonomy places the organism in Eukaryota, Viridiplantae, Streptophyta, Magnoliopsida, Fabales, Fabaceae. The coding region runs from base 8 to 2791 and encodes 927 amino acids. The record is from RefSeq and is a predicted model, not a curated record.